AUGGAAAUGUUCAUAGCAGACUAUUGUAAUAUAAACGAAAUGAUAAUCUCAAAAGCUCAAGAAAUUUAUGAAAAAAGAGACCAAAUAAAACACCUAAACAUCGAAAACAAAAAAUUGUUAGACGAACUUCAUAAAAUAAAAGAGGAAAUAAAAUUUGAUGAAUGCCAUCAAAAUUUGGAGAAUGAGAAAAAUAUGUCACUACGGUCAAAAUUUAGAGAUAUAGAAGACAAAAUUCACACUGAUGCAGAAGAAGCAGGAAGUGAAACGAAGACCUACUUAGCAAAACUUGGGUUGAAAGUGAGAUUACAAAUGUUUUCAGAAAAUGAAAACUUUGUGAAACUGACUAUAAAAUUUAAAGAAGACAAAAACCAACAAAUGGUGUUAAUUUAUGAUCCAUUAACAGAAGACUAUGAACUUGAUUCUAUUCAACCACAACACCCACGCUUCCUUCAACUGAAAAACUUGUUACGAAUCACAAAGGACAUUCAAGGCUUUCUUUUCCACUUUCGAAAGAAAAUUCGAACAAUUUCAAACAACCAGAACAAACAAUAA
Messenger RNA from Clunio marinus, 552 nucleotides. The record is from the annotation of a GenBank genome assembly. NCBI's taxonomy places the organism in Eukaryota, Metazoa, Arthropoda, Insecta, Diptera, Chironomidae.